Messenger RNA from Trichomycterus rosablanca, 4630 nucleotides. RefSeq names its product phospholipid phosphatase 1 (gene plpp1b). The coding region runs from base 48 to 881 and encodes 277 amino acids. NCBI's taxonomy places the organism in Eukaryota, Metazoa, Chordata, Actinopteri, Siluriformes, Trichomycteridae. Gene Ontology annotation, cellular component: plasma membrane. Gene Ontology annotation, biological process: phospholipid metabolic process; signal transduction; phospholipid dephosphorylation. The record is from RefSeq and is a predicted model, not a curated record. The transcript is spliced from 6 exons. Gene Ontology annotation, molecular function: phosphatidate phosphatase activity.
GUUUAAACUGAAUUUUAAUCCAAUUAGAGGAGACCACGACCCUAAAGAUGUUCGAGACUAAAGGGAUCGUCUACAUUUUUCUGGAUGUUCUUUGUGUUAUUCUUGCUGGACUUCCAUUUGCGAUCCUAAACCUCCAACACAACCCGUUCAAACGAGGAUUCUUCUGCGAUGAUGAGACCAUCAUGUACCCUUACAACAAAGACACAAUAUCUUACCAGCUGCUCAUGGGAAUAAUAAUUCCCUUCGCCUUGAUUGUUAUUGUUGGUGUAGAGUUCCUCUCCAUAUAUAUCAGAUCCAGAUCCACUUUCGUCAACCACUACAUCGGACCCGUCUAUAAAGCCGUCGGUUCAUUUGUAUUCGGAGCGGCUGUGAGUCAGUCCAUGACCGACAUCGCCAAGUACACCAUCGGCCGACUGAGGCCGCACUUCCUGACUGUAUGCAAACCCAACUUGAGCCUCGAGGAUUGUAAAGCUGGUUACAUGGAGAAUUUCUCAUGCACAGGAGAUAAGACGGUGGUCAAUGAAGGCAGGCUUUCAUUUUAUUCUGGACAUUCCUCCUUCUCUAUGUACUGUAUGCUGUUCCUCGCACUGUAUUUACAAUCAAGAAUGAAGGCAGAAUGGGCGCGGCUGCUUCGUCCGACCAUCCAGUUCUUCAUGAUCGCGGCAUCCGUGUACGUGGGUCUGUCACGGGUCUCUGACUAUAAACAUCACUGGAGUGACGUUCUUACUGGGCUUAUACAGGGAGCCAUUGUAGCUGUAUUCACUGUGUUUUGCGUGUCGGAUUUCUUCAAGGAUCAGCCUAAAGGAGACAAGGUGGAGAUCUCACACACAACCUUGCAGGAGACGGCGAAUGAUAUAGCUCACUACGGAACUGCGGAAUGAGGUUCAGGGAGCGGUCAGGGAGCGGUCAGAGAGCAUGAAAUUAUUGAACCACUUCCAUUAGAGAAGGACGCUUGACGAACAAAAUAGCUGCAUCUGAUAAUGUAAGGAUUGCAACCGUAACUCUCAUUAGCCGCCCUCAGCAAACUACUUCAGCUUCUUUCGUGUAUGCUUCAGUCCUCGCUCUACUUAAAUUGAACAAAUGUAAGGCUAAACAUUCGCUGCUAACAGUAAUGUCUGUUGUACACAGCUCCAAGGUCCUUUCUGUUAUAAUGUUUAACUAGUCCUGUGUGUUUUUUUCUGCCACACCUCCUGUGCCAUCAGGUAAAUUGGCCACAUGAAAUUGCUGCUAGGUGUAACUGAGUGUAAACAAAUGAGGCUGUAAAUUCUUGUGAUGGACUGACUGGCUUCCUUGCACACAGUAAUUUACAAAUUGACUCUGGCUUCAUUGCAACCCUGUUUAGAAAAAAGAGGCGACUACAGACAGACAAAUAAAUGAAUGAAUGAAUAAUGAACGUAGCCACGGACUGUUCUAGUUAUAAAGGAACUCUGUAAAGAAUGAGCAUAGUAGGCAAACUUGAUUUAUUCCUUUUUUCAGAAGAAAAGCUAAAAGCUGCUUCUGAACAUUAUGCAAUAGUGUAGAUCGGGGAGCCCAAAACAUCGAUCACACAGUGCAUGCUGGUAGAUCGCGCCUCAUUCAAACAGGCCGUGAUUGACAUGAAAUGUGGCCACUGUUUCUUUAAUUUGCGGUUUGUUACUAUAGCUACACCUCAGCCCACCUGAAGCACCGCAAAUCUAGAAAGUUUUCAUUCAUCAGUAGCCAGUUUGUGCCAUUUUUGCACUCUUCAUGAAGUUGAGUGCGCAACCGAUCACAAAGAAACCAAAAACGGUUCGAUUCGGGUGCUGUUUCAUCCAUACGUGGAAGAAGCUGAUGGAGAAAUUUUAACCCUCAAUCUGGCAUUCAUAAGUCAAGCGCCUCUGCUGGACAAUUUUGCAACUUGCUGGCUGAGGAAAAAUAUCCAAACAUAAGAAAACGUGCCACAUAUUUGACAGCAUUUUUUGGAUCGACCUACUUGUGUGAAUCAGCCUUUUUCAACAUGAAAAUAAUGAGUGUAAAUAUGGGUCCACUGUUACUGAUGAACACUUGGAAGCUGCUUGAGAAUCAGUAUCAGCAGCUCCUGUCCAGAUACAUAAACCUGACCGACACCAUUCAGUGUGAUUUUUUAGUCACUUGCCCUGUAAAGCUGAAUAUCAGUAUGGGAACUGAAAAAAGCGUCAAAGCUACAAAUGAUGAGGCUAACCUUUUUAAAAAGUAGAUCACGAUGACCUGUCGACUGAAUAUAUUAGAUCUCAAGCCACGAAAGUAUGGGCACCCCUGGUUUAAAUAAUGGUUCCAUUGACGGUGCAGGGUGAAGGGUAAAAUUUGGCUGUAGUGAUUUGUCUUUGCAACCGUAUCAUAAAAAACUGGCCAUAUAGCAGGAGAGUUUGCCAUGUUUUCAUAUGUUAGACACAAUGAGUUGUUUCUGAGGUAGGGGAGGAUAGAUGAGGAAUCUCUCCUACUGUGUGGUUGAGGAGCCAACAUGAGCGCUAGAAAUACAUUGAGCAUACCCGCUUCCUAUAAUCAUUUUAAAAGACAUUGAGCAUAAAUUUGCCGCCCGUCAGUGAAACGAUGCUGUCAGCUUUAGCGCAAUUCCAUUUAAUUGUACGUUAAUACUCGAUUAACCUCUAUGAUGUACCACACAGAUAUGCUCAUGAGCCAAAUGAAUUUGACACGUAUACAAUAAGCAUCAUUAGCUUUAUCUAGUUAGUAUUUUUAUCUAGCAAAGGAGAAUUAUUAGUGGUUAAGACUCCAGUUUACAUUAUUUUAAGAUGUCAGCUCCGGAGAUGUGCAUCCCACAUUCUUGCCACCAAAGAAUAUCAUUUAUUGACGUUAUUAAUUGUACACACCUACAGCUUGAUGUGUUAGCAGUGGGUGUGAUUGAAAGACAUGAACUGUCGCCGUUGGGGCCUUGAGCAAGGUCCUUAAACCUCUGUGUACUGUCACAGUAUUGUAACUCGCUUUGGAUAAAUGAUCACUUGUUCACUUACUGUUGGCCACAUUGAGUGAAUAUACAGUGAAAAGGCUAAAAGUCUGAGAGCACUAGGGUGAAACUGCUUCUGUUUUAUAUUCACCCCUGAGUUUAAUGCAAUGUUUUUGAUUACAAAUUAUAUAAUUAGCAAAACAAUUAAAAUAAAAGUAAAAAAUUAAGUGAAGAACUAAGAAAAGUUAAGAAUUUCAGAAUUUUGUUUGGAGGUAUUUGGUUUGGCCAUUUUUAUAUAUAUUUUUUCUAUUUUAUUUCUGCAUUUUCUCCCAAUUUAGUGUAGUCAAUUUGUCUUCCACUGCUGGGGGAUCCCUGAUUGCAGUUGAGGAGGGUAUAUUGCUGUUCAUGCCUCCUCCGACCCACUUUCAGCCCUUAGCGGAACCCUUUUUCACCUAUGCAUUCUGUACAGGCACCUCUCUAUCUGCUAAUUAUGGUUUUUACACAGCGUUUGAAGACCCCACUCACAUAGUCCGGUCAUCCCGCCCUAGCAGAAACGUGUCUGCUGCAGGCACUGCCAGUUAUGCUCGCUAGAUGGCGCCCAGCUGCCCGGGUUUCAAACCGAGGAGUUCAGAAUCUCGGCGCUGGUGUGCUCCUUUUAUAGUUUAUGAACUUCUGUUAAGUAGAUCAGAUUCUCUUUUAGGUUAUUUCUUGGAAGUGACUAAGUGAAAAUCUGAACUUUUGUACAAAAGAAUUGGCACAGUCAGUUUACAGAUGUCUUCAUUCUCCUUUCAGUUGUGCCAAGUAUGAAGAAAUUGUAAAAUGUUUGUUCUAGAAACUCAGAGGAAACACAGUUUUACUCAAACUGUUAUGCUGAUAUUCUCAUUUAUACUUUCUAUUUAAGAAGAAUACACCGACGAGGCAUAACAUUAUGACCACUGACAAGUGAAGUGAACAACACUGAUUAUCUCUUCAUCACGGCACCUGUUAGUGGGGGGGAUAUAUUAGGGAGCAAGUGAACAUUUCAUCCUCAAAGUUGAUGUUAGAAGCAGGAAAAAUGGUGAUGGCUAGACGACUGGGUCAGAGCAUCUCCAAAACUGCAGCUCUUGUGGGGUGUGUCCCGGUCUGCAGUGGUCAGUACCUAUCGAAAGUGGUCCAAAGAAAGAACAGUGGUAAACCGGCGACAGGGUCAUGGGUAGCCAAGGCUCAUCGAUGCACUUGGGGAGCUACUGUAGCUCAGAUUGCUGAAGAAGUUAAUGCUUGUUCUAAUAGAAAGGUGUCGGACUCCAUCCCUAGACGGGUCAGGGCUGUUUUGGCAGCAAAAGGGGGGCCAACACAACAUUAGAAUGUGGUCAUAAUGUUAUGCCUGAUCGGUGUAUAUUUAAAAAAGCUUCGUUUACAUGUUUAGAUUUAUUGCUGCUGAGCUUAACUCUUUCGUAUCAGGUUUUUAAAGGCUGUUGAUCAGUUAUGUUAGUAAAUGCUGAAUAUGGGUGAAUAGAUAAGUGCACUAAAUAUUGCAUUUAUUUUGUGUAUAUUUAUAUGUACGAUGCUUUUUAAAAGUAAUGAAAACAAUGACUUGUCUGUAACUUUAGACGUGCAGAUGUAAGAAAUGUUUACGAUCUCUUCGGAAUUAAACACAUUCGAGCAAAAAUUCAUCAUAAAUGCGGAUCAUGUAUGUAUUAAUAAGACUAACAUAUUUUGCCUAAACUAAAUAAAUAUUGAGAAGUACUGACA